This is a messenger RNA of Amphiprion ocellaris (clown anemonefish), 2974 nucleotides long. Its product is annotated as protocadherin gamma-A10-like. The transcript has a single exon. Gene Ontology annotation, molecular function: calcium ion binding. Gene Ontology annotation, biological process: homophilic cell-cell adhesion. The record is from RefSeq and is a predicted model, not a curated record. Gene Ontology annotation, cellular component: plasma membrane. NCBI's taxonomy places the organism in Eukaryota, Metazoa, Chordata, Actinopteri, Pomacentridae. The coding region runs from base 539 to 2974 and encodes 811 amino acids.
UUUGCAGUACUUACUGCUAUUCAAACUGUAUGUUCAACACUGCAGACUGGUGUGUUUUAUUCACUGCCAUAUGUCGCAAGGGUUUUGUCUGUGGCUUAAUUAUGAGUGCAUUGUGUGCUUUUAUGUUCAAGCUUGGAUUGAUAAAUCGCAUCUAUCAGUUUUAGGUGCAACUGAUGCAACGUUUUUAUUAUUCUUUUGCCUCAGGCUGAAGAUUGCAGAGAGAAAUUUUUAAUCUAAUGGUGAUUGACCCGGUUCUUUCCUCAGUUCGGACUCUAAGGGACGCUGUUGAUCAGGAAAACAGAGGCUUGUGUCUGUGACAGAGUAGAGACAGAGUAGAGAAAGAGGAGAGGUUGAACACAUUUCAUACAGGAAGGCGUUCGAGGGAGAAUCCGGUGCAGUAAAAAGACGUUUUUUAUUUAAAUCAACCUAUUUUACUGGAUAUCGGGGCAGCAGUGUUGAACUGGACAGUAAAUUGCGUUUUCAUGUGUGACUGAAUGAAUAAUUUUACCAUUAGAAUUGGGAUUUUACUCUAGACGACAUGGGAAUACGCCAGCAGCGAUGCAGAAAAUGGCUGUUGUGCUGGACAUCAACAUGGCAUCUGCGGAUUUUCGUCUUGAUGAUUUCUACCGCAAGUGGCCAGAUCCGUUAUUCAGUACCGGAGGAGAUGAAGAAAGGUGCCCUCAUCGGUAAUGUAGCGCAAGACCUUGGUUUGGAUCUGACGAGGCUCCGUUCAGGUCGGGCCCGUAUCGUGAGCGGAGAAACCACUCAGUACACCGAGCUGAAGACAGACAAAGGGAUUCUAGUGGUAAAUGAGAGAAUAGACCGAGAAGAGCUUUGCGGAGACACAGCACCGUGCAGCUUCAGCUUUGAGAUUAUUUUAGAAAAUCCUAUUGAACUGCACAGGGUAACAGUAGAAAUAUUAGAUGUAAACGACCACGCACCAACGUUCAAAAAUAAAGUAAUUAAUUUAGAAAUUAGCGAGUCUGCUACAGUAGGAUCUCAUUUCGACUUGGAAAGUGCAUAUGAUCCUGAUGCGGGGAUUCACGGCUUGCAAAAUUAUGUUUUGUCCCCUAAUGAUAAUUUUGCUUUGAAACAACAUUCAAACGCUGAUGGAACUAGAUUCGCUGUUAUGAUUUUGCAGAAGCCGUUAGACAGAGAGUUGAAGCCACACCUGUCUUUAAAGCUGAUAGCAGUAGACGGAGGAACUCCACAGCGAUCUGGUACAGUAAAUAUAGAGAUCACUGUUCUUGAUGCAAAUGAUAAUCCUCCUGUGUUUAAUCAAUCACUGUACAAAGCCACUGUGGCAGAAAAUGCCCCCUUAGGCACCUAUAUAACUACUGUGAAUGCUUCUGAUGCUGACAGUGGUUCGAAUGGCUUAGUUACAUAUACAUUUUCUAAUGUCAAGGGGAAAUCAGCCGAAAAAUUUGAGAUUGACAGCGUCUCCGGCAGAAUAACUGUUGUUGGUAAUAUUGAUUUCGAAAAAGAUAAAAAAUUUGAAAUAAGAGUGAUCGCCAAAGACCAGGGUGGCUUGAGUGACGCAACUAAAGUUGUCAUAGAUGUCGUAGACAUCAACGAUAAUGCGCCAAUUAUUAACAUAAUGUCCUUCUCCAACAUGAUUUCAGAGGAUGUCCCUCCUGGUACAACUAUAGCUGUUUUUAAUGUUAAAGAUGCAGACUCUGAAAGAAACGGUCAGAUAACAUGCUCAUUAGAUUCCAGUCUCCCCUUUAAAAUUCAGUCUUCCUUGACUGAUUAUUACAAUUUGCUCUCACAUGUCGCUUUUGAUCGUGAAACGAAACAUGAAUACAACAUAACAAUAACUGCAACAGAUUCAGGGUCACCCCCGCUUUCUACAAAAACUACUUUACACGUAAAAAUCUCAGAUGUAAACGAUAAUGCUCCACGCUUUACCAAACCGGAUUACUCAGCCUAUGUUACUGAAAAUAACUCCCCUGGGAUGUCAAUAUUCAGUAUGAGCGCCCGAGAUUCUGACUGGAAUCAAAACGCAAGGAUCUCAUACUUUCUGGAAGAAACAGAGGUUAGUGGCAGCCCGAUUUCUUCUUAUGUCUCCAUAAACUCUGAGACUGGAGUUGUACAUGCAGUGCGCUCAUUUGAUUAUGAGCAGAUUAAGCAGCUUGUAUUCACUGUCAGAGCGCAGGAUGGAGGCUCUCCUCCACUCAGCAGCAAUGUGACAGUAAAAAUACUGAUCCAGGACCAGAACGACAAUCCUCCUCAGGUUCUGUAUCCAGUCCAGACUGGAGGCUCUGUGGUGGCUGAAAUGGUGCCUCGUUCAGCAGAUGUGGGCUAUCUGGUGACCAAAGUGGUGGCUGUUGAUGUGGACUCUGGACAGAAUGCGUGGCUGUCGUACAAACUGCAGAAAGCCACAGACAGGGCUCUGUUUGAAGUGGGCUCCCAGAAUGGAGAGAUCCGAACCAUCCGCCAAGUGAGUGAUAAAGAUGCAGUGAAACAGAGACUGAGUGUUAUAGUGGAGGACAACGGUCAGCCCUCUCGUUCAGCUACAGUCAUUGUGAACGUGGCGGUGGCGGACAGCUUUCCUGAAGUUCUGUCGGAGUUCAGUGACUUUCCACACGACAAGGAGUACAAUGACAACCUGACUUUUUACUUGGUGUUGGCUCUGGCUGUGGUCUCCUUCCUGUUCAUCACGUGUUUGGUGGUUAUUAUCUCAGUGAAAAUCUACAGAUGGAGACAGUCUCGCAUCCUGUAUCAUUCUAACCUGCCUGUGAUUCCAUAUUAUCCUCCACGUUACUCAGACACUUUGGGGACAACAGGGACUCUCCAACACGUGUACAAUUACGAGGUGUGCAGGACGACAGACUCGAGAAAGAGUGACUGUAAGUUCGGCAGAGGUGGUAGUCAGAACGUGUUGAUCAUGGAUCCCAGUUGUUCAGGGACGAUGCAGCGGAUGCAGAGUGAGAAGAGCAUCCUGGAUGAACCAGACUCUCCUCUAGAGGUUUGA